AUGAAGAGCUCAGAUGAUAGUACACUUGGUCUGGCUGAUGCGGCUGACGCACUUCCUCUGUUACAGCUAGCCACCUUGCUCGUCAGUGCCGUCAGUGCUGUUACAGUGCCCGCAAUAUACGAACGAUCCAACCACCUUCCUACUGUGCGAAAUACACGGAACGUUUCGAAAACCGAGUUCACAUCGAGAAUAUUGGUCAUGGAAGGUCUCCAAAAAAUAGGUGAACAUGAGCACAUGAGCAACCAGGAACGUCUGCAACAACUUCAGGCGCAGGUCAUUUGGCCAUCAAUCGUGGAGAUGGAACCAAGAUCAUUCGUUCCAGACUUUUUGAGAGUCGCAGUCUCUCAUCAGCUGUGCGAUAACCUUCUUGCGCACCCACGAAGAAAACUCAUACAUGAGGGACCAGUUGAAUUAGUAGAGCUCGGCAGAACUGUCAACCGCUAUGCAUUCCUUUUCACUGACAUGUUCGUGCUGUCGACACCAAAAAAAUAUGGAACGGAACAAGAACUGGCAAGGGAUGGACUCCCUGUUUCUGCUGAGCCAGGACUGACUCAUGACAUCCUUGUAUCCCGGAGGUCGGUCCGGCCAAAAGCCUGCAAUCAAGUGACUGGGAGGUGCAAGGGAGGCGGUUUGGAGUCGCCUCCAGCAAAUAAGCUCCACAUGUCCACUCCGGGAGAACAGAAGUUCUCCCAGAAACUCAUGGGACUGGAGGCUUGCAACCUGCUCAUGGGUUUUAAAAUUUUUACGCAAAACACAGAGUCAUGUAGACUACCGAAACGGAAAAGGACUAGGAUGGCGAUCUGUACUUAUAACGCAUCGGAAGCGGCCAUCGAAGAUCUGAUGAUGCAAGCCAAGAAGAUCAAGUACGACGUCAUCGGACUGACCGAGACGAGACGACGUCACCUUCUCAACGCCGUAUAUGAAACUGGAGAAAACUGUCCUUAG
This is a messenger RNA of Necator americanus (New World hookworm), 945 nucleotides long. RefSeq lists its product as uncharacterized. Gene Ontology annotation, biological process: Rho protein signal transduction. The record is from RefSeq and is a predicted model, not a curated record. Bases 1 to 945 code for a protein of 314 amino acids. Lineage: Eukaryota; Metazoa; Nematoda; Chromadorea; Rhabditida; Ancylostomatidae. The transcript has 8 exons.